AUAACUCUGUCGUGCCAUAUUUAGGGUUAGUUGAAAGCUGUUUUGCUUUACCCUCCAUUUUCAUUCCCAGGCGGCGGACUCAGCUUCAGCAUCAGUCCUAACAAGUUAAAUGGCGUCGGAGCAGAAACUAUCGAACCCAAUGAGGGAAAUCAAGGUACAGAAGCUUGUCCUUAACAUCUCCGUCGGUGAAAGUGGAGAUCGUCUCACCAGGGCUGCCAAGGUGUUGGAGCAACUCAGCGGCCAAACACCCGUUUUCUCAAAAGCCAGGUACACUGUCCGGUCCUUUGGAAUUAGACGUAAUGAGAAGAUUGCGUGCUAUGUCACUGUUAGGGGAGAGAAGGCGAUGCAACUUUUGGAGAGUGGGUUGAAGGUUAAGGAAUAUGAGCUGUUGCGAAGGAACUUUAGCGAUACCGGUUGCUUUGGAUUUGGUAUUCAGGAGCAUAUUGAUCUGGGAAUUAAAUAUGACCCAUCCACCGGUAUUUAUGGUAUGGACUUCUAUGUUGUUCUGGAGCGUGCCGGCUAUCGUGUGGGUCGUCGCCGUAGGUGCAAAUCCCGUGUUGGGAUUCAGCACAGGGUUACCAAGGAGGAUGCUAUGAAGUGGUUCCAGGUCAAAUAUGAAGGUGUGAUCCUCAACAAGUCCCAGAAUAUAGGCUCUUAAGCCCAUACGAAGAGCGAUAGAACCAGAUGAAGUUUUUGCACACCUAGGUUGAUAUUUCUGUAGACCAGAAUCAAUUAAUCUUCUUAUUUAUCAAGUUUUGGCAAAGCUUUGGUUUCUGUCUUUGUGGACUAAAGUUUUAAUUUCACUUAUCUCAAUUGGUUUAUUUACCCAGAUGCACCUAUGUUUUGAGUGUUUUAUGUUAAAAGAUUUGAAUAUUCA
Messenger RNA from Theobroma cacao (cacao), 877 nucleotides. It is a transcript of the gene RPL16A, whose product is annotated as ribosomal protein large subunit 16A. Lineage: Eukaryota; Viridiplantae; Streptophyta; Magnoliopsida; Malvales; Malvaceae. Gene Ontology annotation, biological process: translation. The record is from RefSeq and is a predicted model, not a curated record. Gene Ontology annotation, cellular component: ribosome. Gene Ontology annotation, molecular function: structural constituent of ribosome.